AGUAACUGGCUAUUAUCUAGAACAGAACUCAUUGAUUAAGGAAGGGUAGGGAAACGUUGAGGCAACUGGCAUUUAGAUAGAACAGAGCUCAUUGAUUGAGGGGAAAUUGAUAGAGCAAAGGCAACUGGCUGUUAACUAGAACAGAGCUCAUUCAUUAAGGAGAGACAAAUAAAGUAACUGGCUAUCUGCUAGAACAGAGCUUACUGAUGAAGGAAGGAGAAGGAAGAUCAGCUGUAACUGGCUAAUAGUUAGAACGGAGCUCAUUGAUGAAGGAUGAGGGAAGGAAGGCUAGAAGUAACUGGCUAUUUGCUAGAACGGAGCUCAUUGAUUUAGGGAGGAUAGAUGGAGCAUAUGUAACUGGCUAAUAUGUAGAACAGAGCUCAUUGAGGUAAAGAUGUUGCAGCCGACACAUCACAUGGUUUGUUGGGGAGAGAGAGAGAGAAAGAAAGAAAGUCCAGGAGUCAGACGAUAACUUAUCUCGGAGUCUAAUAUUAGUCGUUCUGUCAUUGUUUUGUUUCUAAUCGUAAACAAGGAAAUAAAGGAAGAAAGAGAUUAAAAAAUAUAUUUAUUUACAUGGAUAUUCUGACAACCAGUUCUUGUGCUUCGUGUUUUUCCGGAGAAGAAGUAAAACAAAAAAAGAAAACCACAACAGAUAUUGAUCUAUUGAUUUGAUAUUUUUUUAUUCUUUUUUUAUAUUUUGGAUUUUAUAUAGUAUAUUUUUUUAAAUCAUCGCGAUGCCAAAUAAAUGAUUGUUUCGAUAAUUAAAAGAAAAAAAGGGAUAAUAAUAAUAGAACGAUAACGGAGUAACCCCUAAAAACAUAAACGGGUCUUGAGGAUGGCUGAAGCAAGGAGUGCUGUGGCACAACCGAGGGUGGACCUCGACGAAGAUGCAAAAUACCCGAGCAGAGAUGUAUUCAGGGUAUGGAGAAGAAUACUUAUCAAGCGCUUCUUUAGGACGAGAAAUUUAAUUUAUAAUGGUUUAUGGCCAACGUCGGCGUGGAACUUGGGAAUACUCAUGGUGGGUCUGCUGACCCUUCUCCUUGCUCAGGACAGUCACACUUCGUUACCCAGCAGUUUCCUGUGGAGACUGGCCGACUAUUUAAAUUUACCGACAGAUCUCAAUUAUGGACUGUCCGAGCUAAUCCUGGCCCUCAUUGUCGGAGUUUUCUUCUUCAUCGUUCAGCUUUAUUUUCGACGUUAUCUCCUUCGGCUCCUCCUCUCCUAUCGGGGAUGGAUGUAUGAGAUGCCACGUUCUCAGGGACUACAGACGAAAUCGUGGGGCAUGUUAGUUAGGCUGGUGAGUGGUCACUCGCCCCUUCUCUAUAACUGUCAGCAGAGUCUCCCUCGACUGCCCGUGCCAGCUUUAAACGACACUCUGGAUAAGUUUAUCAAGUCAAUCAUUCCACUGUACGGGGAAGACUCGGACAAGGUUAGAGAUUUGCGGGAACAAGCCAAGAAAUUUGCCCAAUUCCCUGGUCCAAAGCUUCAACAAAUUUUGGUCCUAAAAUCUUGGUGGACCCCUAACUGGGUAACAGAUUGGUGGGAGAAGUACAUCUACCUCAUGGGCCGCAAUCCCCUGGCCAUUAACAGUAAUUAUUACACGUUGGACCACUCUGUGUGGAAACCCACAGAAAAACAGGUUGUGAGGGCUGCUGCGACGCUGCAUGAAUUCAUGGUCUUUAAACAGAAGCUAGACAGGGAGGAGAUCAAGCCUCUCCUCAUACGUAACACUAUACCAAUAUGUAUGAGCCAAUAUGAACGCCUCUUUGCUACCACCAGGAUUCCUGGAGAAGAAAUUGAUACCUUGGUACACACGGAGUCAUCAAAGCACAUUGCCAUCCUUAGGAGAGGCCUGAUCUAUAAACUGAACAUGUAUGACAUCGAUGGCAAGCUGUUGAGUGCCGCAAGUCUCCAGAAGCAAUUAGAGUGGAUCAUUGACCAUGCAGACCAACACCAAAAUAGCUAUUCAGAAGCAGCCAAAUCGAUUCCUGCUUUCACUGGAAUUGAACGAAAAACCUGGGCCAAAGUCCGUGAAACCUUCUUCUCAGAUGGCAUCAACAAGGAAUCGCUCCAAACCAUUGAAACAGCAAUAUUUUUUGUGACCCUGGAGACGAUAUCAGCUGAGACCAUAAUGGAACGGGCCUGUUACCUUAUGCAAGGUGACGGCAGGUCAUUGUGGUUUGACAAGAGCCUCAAUGUCAUUUACUUUGCCAAUGGUCGUAUGGGACUGAACUGUGAACACUCAUAUGCUGAUGCUCCAGUGGUGGGACAUUGCCAAGAGUACGUGAUGACCAACGAAGCAAUGUACCCCCUGUACAAAGAUGGUGAAUUGGUUGAUGCUGAUCCCAAUUUUAAACAAGGCAAGCUGAAACCCCCAUCUUUACUUCAAUGGGAUUUCCCAGAUUCCUUCAAUCCAGAAGUUAAAACGGCAUGUUCCAUUUCACAAAAGAACCUUGAAAACAUUGAUCUGUGUGUCCGGGUCCAUAAUGCCUUCGGAAAGGGUUUCAUCAAAACUGCAAAGGUCAGCCCCGACGCAUUCAUCCAGUCGGCCCUUCAGCUCACUUAUUACACCUACUACGGCAAGUUGGCUCUGACUUAUGAGUCAUCGAUGACACGUUUAUACUUGCUCGGACGGACAGAGACGGUGCGGUCACUCACUUCAGAAUUGGCCAGCUUUGUCAGGGCGAUGUACAACAACAAAGUGACAAAGCAAGAGAAGAUCUCCCUGUUGCAGAGGUCCUGCACCAUUCACCAAGGCCUCUACCGAGACGCCAUGAAUGGCAAGGGAUUGGACCGGCACCUGUUUGGGCUCUAUGUCCUUAGCAAAGGAAUGGGUUAUGAUUGUGACUUCUUAAAAGACGCCCUCCUGAUGCCGUGGACCCUAUCGACAAGUCAACAACCACAGCAGCAGAUCGCGUCUUCUCCCCAGUGUGACUUACCCCAGUUUGAUUCAAUGCUUGGCCCAGGAGGAGGUUUUGGGCCAGUAUCUGACGAUGGUUACGGCAUUUCUUAUAUGGUAGCUGGCAACAGGAAGAUCUUUUUCCACAUAUCUUCCAAGCGAUCUGCCAAAGAAACAGAUUCGUCGAAAUUCAUGGAUCUCUUGUUCCAGAGCAUGGAUGACAUGAAGAAACUAUUCGAUCCGUAACUCUGGACGAGGAGGAGCAUUUGGUUGUGUUGGGGGUUGAUGUUGGUGUUGACCAUAGAUUCUUAAUGGUGUCGUGGCUUGGUGGCCGUGUGGUGGUAGAGGUCACUUACAUGGUCAGCCACUCGUAUACCCAUAAACCAACAUACAAGGUGCAUUCCAGAAGUCUGAGACUUUUUCCAGAAAGACAUCCAUUAAUUUCUAACAAAUACAAAUUUCUAAUCCCCUUCAUAAUGGCCCCUAGAAGUCCUCCAAAGUGAAAGUGUCCAGGGCUCUUGUCAUGGCCUCUUUCAUCUUCUUCAUCUCUUCAAAAUGCCUGGAACAACCAAAAGCUAUACGGAACAAAGUCUGGACUGUAGGAAGAGUGAAGGACAGUUUUUUCUCUGUCAAGGAAUUGGUUAACAGAAUGGAAUUGUGGACUGGUGUAUUGUCUUGGUCUAUGUCCUCUGGCUCUUUGUGACCAAAUCUCUUCAUGAACUGCCUCAAAACCUCAACAAAGGACUCUUUACAUUAUUCAUAUUGGAUGGACAGGUGUCCUCGUCUUGUUUGUUCUCACCACAACGUUUCGGCUGGUUUACUCUCCAGCCUUCAUCAGGUGUCCUGGUAGAAUUUUGAACACAACCCUCGGUUCUCAUUCCUACGGUAUUUUUUUGUUUUGGCAACAAGCAAGAUGAGGACACAUGUCCGUCCAAUGUAAAUAAUGUACAGACUUCCUUAUCUCAAAAAUACAGAAAAGGAUUCUUUGUUGACCGUUUGACCAGAGGGAACCUAGUGGACGUAGACGAUGCCCUUGCUGUCGAUAAAGAGGAUCACCAAGAGCUUCUCAUUGGAUUUGUUUUGCCUGGUCUUUGACCCAGCGAAUAACAGACCCUCGGCUCAUGCAUGUUAACCCAGUCUGGGGCAUAACAAAUCUCUGUAGCAUUUUUGCCCAGUUUAACACAAAACUUUAUCGUAUUGCAAGCUCCAAAUACAUUUUACAAACUGGUCAGCUGUGACAUGGAGUGCUUUGUGCUGAUACAGCUGUCCCCCUCCCCUUUAAUUUAGAUGAACAAAAAUUGGCAGGUCAGCUUAUUAAUAAUGAUGACCUAAAACGACAAUAUUGUUGAACAGUUAUAACUAAAAAAGUCUCAAAACUUCUGGAACAUAUCGUGUAGUCAGCCGUGUUGAGUAAGGUAUGUCCAAAGUGCCAAUACAGUUGUCUCCUUCCGUCUUUAAAAACAAAAGGUUGGCAGGUCAGCUUAUUAGAUGUAUAGUAAUGACAUAUUAUGAUUACAAUAAUCUAGGAUAGUCUCAGACAUUGAGGAAUGUCUCAAACGUUGUGGAAUGCACCUCGUAUGUUCUCUAAGAGCUAUAAGCAAAACAGAAAGAGACAGGAUAAAAAAAUCCUUCGUUCCGCUACUACCAACAUCAGCACCAAACACCAUGCUGUCUUAUCACGCUACCUCUCCAACACCACCACCACUACCACUACUACUAUGGUGCCAUCAGCUCUCUGCGACUGAGUGGUCAUCGAAUGUCACUCCCACUUGCACUCACACUCGACAUGAAUCUACUCUUCUAGUCCUGCAUGUUAUACACACCCACCGAUACCACUCCCCACUCUUAACCCUAAUGCCUCCCCCCAUCUCCCCCCUAGUUUACAAAGUAAACUAGCCACAGCUUAGGGUUUCACAACUUGAAAAGGCCUUGAAAUAAUCAAAAUCUGUACGUAUGUAUGUAUGUAUGUAUAUAUGUAUAUGUAUGCAUACAUAUACAUAUAUAUAUAUAUAUAUAUAUACACACACACACAUAUAUAUAUAUAUACACACACACACACACACAUAUAUAUAUAUAUAUAUAUACACACACACACACAUAUAUAUAUAUAUACACACACACACACACAUAUAUAUAUAUAUAUAUAUAUAUAUAUACAUACACAUACACAUAUAUAAAUAUAUAUAUACAUAUGCAUAUGUAUAUAUAUAUAUAUAAGUAUGUAAAACAAAGGAAUAUGAAUGGACAACAUGUGGCCUAGUGGUCAGAGUGACGCACUUACAAUCACCAGGUCGUGGGUUCAGUCCCUAGGUCAAGUGGCACAUUGUGUUUUUUUGAGCAAGACACUUCAUUUCACAUUGCUCCAGUUCACUCAACUGUGAAUGGGUGACCUUACAAUGAGCUAGCCUUCCAAUCAGGGGACACGCUGGACCUGCUUGCCUAGCCAGCUGGGUGACAUCGUUUCAAAGCUAAAAUGAAGCAAAGUGCAUUGUGAUCAGCGAUGUAUAACAACAUCUGACUGGUCGAUACAGUGACCACAUGAUCACAUACAUACACACACACAUAUACAUAUAUAUAUAUAUAUAUAUAUAUAUAUAUCAAAAGGAUGUUUUAUAACACUAUUCCAUAUAUACAAAAACAGCCAUAUGAACAAUCCAACAUACCUCCAUCAUCAGCUGCCUCACAGAUAUCAUCAUGGUUUUGACACCUGGGCUGUACUAAAAUAAGUGUUGUUUGGGAAUAAACGUACCAAAGAAACCACAACUUCCAAACACAUUUAACCUAUGUACAACUGUAUCAGUAAAUAAAUACACACAGACACACACACACACAUAUGGUUAGUACAAAUUACUCUGUAAGGAGCCUAGGGCUGGAUUCCCAUUUUCUCCAGCGUAUAUAUGCUUCCCCUGGACAAUACGCCAGUCUAUUGCAGGAUGACUCAUUUUUGCCAGCUGAGUGGACUGGAGCAACAUGAAAUGAAGUGUCUUGCUCAAGAACACAGCACAUCGCCCAGUCAAGGAAUUGAAACCACAAUCUUACGAUCACGAGUCCAACACCCUAACCACUAAGCCAUGCACCUCCACAC
Molecule: messenger RNA, 5984 nt
Organism: Octopus bimaculoides (California two-spot octopus)
Lineage: Eukaryota; Metazoa; Mollusca; Cephalopoda; Octopoda; Octopodidae
Product: carnitine O-palmitoyltransferase 1, liver isoform
Biological process (GO): fatty acid metabolic process; carnitine metabolic process
Cellular component (GO): mitochondrion
Molecular function (GO): carnitine O-palmitoyltransferase activity
Source: RefSeq, a predicted model, not a curated record